AUGAAUAUAGGAAAGUAUAAUAUGAAAACAGACAGGACUGUGUGUAAAUUCAAUUUGCAAGGGAUGUGUAGAUUUGGAACAAGAUGUUGGAAUCUCCAUUCGAAACCAGAAAAGGUCAAAGAAAAUCAGGUAAAUGUUAAGGCAGCAGAACCUACUCAACAAGAUGGUGCUUGUGCUUUAUCUCCAACAAAUUAUCUUGACUCCGUCUCAGCCUCAAAUAAGCAAAAUAUUUAUGGACCCAGUACCUCCACUAUAGAAGAGGCUAUAUCUCUGGUAAAAAUUGCUGAAUCAGGAGAUAAAACAUGUGGAAUUUGCUUUGAUACCAUUCUGAAAAAAACUGUGAAAAUGGAACAAAAAUUUGGCAUCUUACCAAACUGCAAUCAUUGUUUUUGUUUUACAUGUAUUAGGAAAUGGAGGCAAAGCAAAGAAUUUGAUUUAGAUGUCUCUAAAGCUUGUCCUGAAUGUAGAAUUGCCUCAGAUUUUGUAUACCCUUCUAAUGUUUGGAUGGAAACUAAAGAUGAAAAAGAUAGGUUCAUAGAUUUCCAUAAGCAGAGGAUGAAGAAACUAGACUGCAAAUACUACAGAAAGGGGAAGGGCAAAUGCCCUUUUGGAAAUACAUGUGUCUACUUGCAUGCAUUACCCAAUGGAAAAGUAAUGGAUGUAGGACCUCCACAACCCAGAAGACAUAGGCAUUUUGGAAAUAUCUCUGAAGCCGAUGUGCUCCAGCAGAUCCUCUUCUGGAUCAACGACGAGGAAAUCGAUGUGGACUCGGACGGUGAUACUGGUGACACAGACGAGUUCGAACUGGACCUGGACGAUCCUCUCAUCGCCAUGCAGUAUUACGAUCAUGAUGAUAUCAGGCGGUAUAUAGCGAUGGACCGGCUUUUCAAUGGAUCAGACGACGAGGACGAAUUCGACAUGGACCUCUAG
Messenger RNA from Phaedon cochleariae (mustard beetle), 930 nucleotides. NCBI's taxonomy places the organism in Eukaryota, Metazoa, Arthropoda, Insecta, Coleoptera, Chrysomelidae. The record is from the annotation of a GenBank genome assembly.